GAAGAUUAGGGCGAAUAGGGUUAAUGCCGGAAAGCAGGUCAGCAUUGAUGUGACUGUUGUAGAUCGCUGUGAGUCUUCUAUUCUUGGCCCAAUUCGAUUCCCCAUCCGCAGCUACGGAUGCUAAUUCAUUUCAGGUACCGGCUGCGAACCUCGAGACAUCGAUGUGAGUCCAGCUAUGUUCAGAAAGAUGGCAGAUCCCGACCUAGGCAGAGUGCCUGUGACAUGGGCCUGGCUAUGAGCAAUACAAUCAUUCCCGUCCUUAUUCGCGCAGUCAUUCGCACCAGUCGUUCCGUGACGCAUCCCCUAUGAGUAUGCUAUCAUGAAUUGUCAUCUUGGUGUCCGUUGGCAUGCCCUUAUUCCUACGCCUCUCCUACGUCUCUUGCCUUGACGCUAUCUCGCUAUCUUUCCUUGCUUUGGGCUACGCCUGCAAGUUUUCUACGCUGCAGGAUUACGAAGUCGAAACUUAUACCAAGAAGUUUAUCUAUGCACUGUUCAUGUCCUUCUUCCGAAGCAAAACAACCCAAGAACCGCCGAGCGUGAGGAACUUACCCAUAGGAAAUCCACAGCCGAUCAGAGAUCCAUCCGCUGCCGAAGCAACACCCGUUUCGCAACCCUCAAACGCUUCUCCACUAGAGGAUAAGGAUUUCCUCCCACAACCGUUGCAAAUCGGUCGCUCGGCCACUGGAGGCUCCACAAGAAGCCGCGACCCCUACAGAUACAGCAUACAGAGUGGCGGCAAAACUGGUGCAGCUAUCACUUCUCUUGCGGAAAUAUCACCAUUCUUUGCGAAAGCAUCACCCUCAUUACGGCCAUUGCAACAGCGGGGCGAACUUAAUAGAACACCAUCCCUCGACACUAAACGCUGCUCUGUCGGUCCGGAUAACGCACUUCGCUCGAAUCCUUCGUCCCCACCAUCUUCACAGCCUUCUGGUUCGAACAGGCCAUUCGAGACACCUACUCUUCCUCCGCCUGUACAUACUACGAGAACUGCCCCUCCGUACCCGAUUUCAGGAUACUACGAGGACAUCCCUUUGGAAACAGAAGGCUCUCGGAACGGCGAAGACUGGCCGAAGUAUUGCUCACGCGAAAUUUCAAACCCAUCCCUUGUCGAGGACUUUUUCGCAAAAGAAUAUACCGCACCGAACCUUAGGGAAUCUCGGACGCCUGCCCAGGGACAUUACAAGCAUACCGCGUCAUCAAUAUACGCUCGGCACAACUAUCGGAAUCCCAUCAGCACUUGGCAAGGCGACCCCAGCACCAGAAGCAACUCGAUGCCGAGCAGUACGAGUCGCAAAAUCAUCUGUGCAUGCAAGGUCUGCCUCGUCGUAGUCCUGCUUGGCUUGGUGGUCAUAUCAUCUCUUACCUUCAAGAAGGUGCUGAACCUCGAUGCUAAAUUCGACUUAGCGAUACCUUCGAACAUUACGGCGGAUUCGACACUUAGCCCUGUCCAGAUGACCACGUCUUCGAUGACUGGGAUGCAUGCCUCAGCAACGAUGACUGGGACUCCUCUGACGAUGACGGAGACCGCUGUGACUCGUAGCUUGGAUAGAAGUGAAAGAACUGGACCACCGACUUCUGCAAAUUCCAAUUACCCACAUUUCGCAAAACCCUCAGCAGGCUUUACCGGAACACUAUCCCUUCCAGGCGCUUUGUCUACUACUCCACCCGAGACGAUCAUUGAUAUAUCUGACGCGGAAGGAGAGGAUACGGAUCCGUAUACUAUCGAGGUGGUUGCUCCCAGAAACUAUCCCAAUACUGAGUCUCUUGCUCUUACUACCGACAUAUACACCCCUACGAUGACCGCUUCUCCUAGCCACACAGCCAUGUCGAGUUCCACCACGGCAUUGCUCGCCUCCGUUGUCACGCUGCUGCCCGCCAUACCGCAAGUUGAAGCCGUAAGUCCCGGCAAUUCGAGAUUUGCCGACGUGCGCAAUUCGAGAGCUACUCGAAGCUGCUCCAGCAUCUGGCGGGUAUGCUGCACUAUUGGCCGCUGGUACCUGCGAAUAAGCCAAGUCUGGAUGCACAUCAACCUCCUCUACACACUAUUAUUCAUCCUUCUCUGUUUUGGCCUCGCUAUUUACGCCUUCCACAAACUUCACGAAUUCUGGGGCUGGCUGAAGGACCCCCUGGGCGCCACCAAGGCGGAGAUCAAAAACUUCUUCAACGACACCAUGGGCGAGGCCAAGGAAGUCUUCGACAAGAUUACGGGCACCGUGUCAAAAGAGACGAUGGAGUGGGUCGACAAUGCGACGGAUAAGGUGGAGAAGGAGAUGAAGGAGGGGUUGGGCGAGGUGAAGGAGCUGGUGGAGAAGAUUAAGCCCGAUCUGGGCGAGGCUCAGAAUACGGUUGAGGAUGUGGUUGAGAACCUUAAUCCUUUGAAUUGGAGAAGGAGGGUAGAGCCGUGGCCGGAGACGAUUGUGGUGAGCAGGACGGUUGCGGAAGGAUCGAGUGCUGGUCCGACGCCGACGAAGACCUCGAACGUCCCGGAAGUCUCCAUUCUUUCCCUGGCGAAGAAAGACACCGCAGCCACGAGCGCUGGUGCCCCGCAAUCGGAGAACUGGUUUCUCCGCGGCAUGAAAUUCAUCUCCAAGUCCUUGUUCAAAGGCUUCUGGAAGAGCCAAACGACGUGGAUCCUCAUGGGGCUCGCCAUCCUUUCUCUAGUCUCCCUCGCCCUCGUUGUCUUCGCUGUUUUGACCACCAGCAAGAUUCUGAAGUUCGAGGGCAAGAUCAGCGACGUCAAAGACGCGGCAAUCAACUAUGUGAAAACUCAAGUCGAGCCAGCUAUUAGUCAGAUUCAUGACGUGCUGGAGAAGGUUCCCGGCAAGCCGGAGAUUGCGGGGUGGAAGAGAGAGGAUGGGAAUGGGGAUAGGCUGGGCCAGGCGUGGAGGGCGACGACUACCACGACGGAAAGUAUAGGGGAUGUGGGGAAGGUCAAGACUGUGGCGCCUGGUCCGGGAGCGCGAGAGCUCACUGCGAUGGCGACGGAGACUGAGGAGAUGGGGGUCGCAGAGACGGGGACGCCGCCGGUGCGCAGGCAGAUGCAGCAAAAUGCUGCUCAAAGAAUAUACCCUGUGCUGCUGUCCUGGGACGGCUGGAAGAGAUGGGUGUAUAAGUUACGCAGUAGCGACGCUGAUGAAGGGGCGCUCGAGCUGAGCAUCACGUCGACAGCGAUCCCAGCCCGGCCUACUCUGACAACAACGACCUUGGACGAUAGCAAUGUCGUGGAACAUCCGAUCAGCAGAGCCAGCAUGAACGUCGCCGCGCCUAAGAUCACACGGGCCUGGGCUACAAAGCGCUAUAUGACACCUCGAGCAGACCCCUCACCCGGGUCCCAACUCGGCGUGCUCCCACCCCACCCCAAACUCACACCUCCCGCGCACUGGACCAUCCCAAUGCUCACAUACACCACGCAAGCGAACUCAGCCGCAUACACCCCCCGUACCGUCCCGACGAGCGCAAACCCGCAUCCUCCCGCAUGGACAGGCGCCCACCUCUUAAGAGACUGGCCAGACAACUACCCCUUCCCCAUCCCGCCCGGCUACGUCGCGCCCAACAUCGUCCCCAAAGCCCCGCAAGUCGGCCAUCUCACAUACUUCAACCCGGGCACGGGGGCCUGCGGCCUGCCCGACAUGGCGCCGAACGAGCUCGCCGUCGCAAUCUCCUGGGUGAUCUUCGACAUGGGGAAAGAAAUCGGGGGCUCGGUUUUGCAAAGCGGGUUCGAGGGCACUGUUAGUAACGGGCUUAUUACGGACGGCAAGAGCGUGUUUUGCAAUCGCGGCAUGAGGAUUUGGAUGGGCGAGGGCGAGGGCAGGGUCGAGCAGCGGUUUGUGGUGCGGGAUCGCUGUACCGCGUGUAAUGUCACCCAUUUGGAUGUGCAACCGGGCGUUUUUGCAAAUUAUUGGGCCGCUGAUCCGCCCGGGAGGAUUAGUGCGACGUGGGAGUGGUUGGAGGGCGCGCCUACGGGGGUUCCUUAGGCGGUUUGGUUGUAGAGUUUGGUUUUGGGCUUGGUUUUUGUGCUCUUUGUGUCUCUUCUUUUUCUCUCUGUGUUUCUUGUGUACUGGUAAUGUUUAAGUCGUGGUGCCUUGGUGUUGAGGGCACUGGAUGUGUCUGGUUGGUUGGGCUAGGAGAGACCUUGAAAGUGUGUAAUAUGUUGCGAU
This is a messenger RNA of Trematosphaeria pertusa, 4157 nucleotides long. RefSeq lists its product as uncharacterized. The transcript has a single exon. The coding region runs from base 348 to 3974 and encodes 1208 amino acids. Lineage: Eukaryota; Fungi; Ascomycota; Dothideomycetes; Pleosporales; Trematosphaeriaceae. The record is from RefSeq and is a predicted model, not a curated record.